CUCAUUCUUUUUUGGCCUCGUCGACCAAUCAUUCAUGCUGUCCACCAAUCUGAUCUUAACUCCCACUUCUCUUCUUCUCUGCAGUUUCAGACAAUCUGCACCGCCAUUGACCUCCCCGCUUUAUUCUCCAUCGCUCAUAGCUUUUCACAACUGGCCUUCCUUCACAACUCUACCCUUGCUCUCACACAAAACAUCACAAUCAACUUGAUCUCAAAGCCCACACUGUCUUGCUCUGAGACCGCGACAGCGACAUCGUCCACAAUCCCCCCUCGAGCCCUCACAUCCUCCUCCGCGCCUGCCUUGCCCUAUCCUCCCUUGUCCAAAGUAUGAGCCUGGCUUGACCUGCUCAUCGGUUCAUCGGCUCACCGCUCGACUCGAUUUGACUUAAGAUCAACUCAGUGUCUACAACAUCAUACAUCAUCGACGGACAGUGGCUGGCGUCAUGUUACAAACCCAGCAUUUGUAUUCGCAUCAACAGCAGUACAAUCAACAUGAGCCUUCACCCUGGCAGCACUCUGCUCCUCAAUCAAACUUACAGGGGCUGAGUCAUUCAGGUCAACAGCAACAGCAACAGCAAACCCAGGCCCAGGCCCAGGCCCAGGCUGCCGCUGCCGCUGCUGCCGCCGCACAGCAACAGCAUUACAACCGCAUUGCCUUGAACCAGUCUCACAACCAGAAUCCCAAUCGACAAUCAUCCGGAGACAAUGCUCAAUCCAAUUUGGGGUCCUCUAUGAACAAUAUUGGCGAGCAAACUUCACAGUCGGUCAUGGAUCAGCAACUGUCUGAAGAGAAUCGCAAAGUGUUGCAGUGGGUGGCCGAGCUGAUGGACCCAAUGAAAAGAGAGACGGCCCUGAUGGAGUUGAGCAAGAAGCGAGAACAAGUCCCCGAACUGGCGUUGGUUCUGUGGCACAGUUUUGGUGUCAUGACCAGUCUCUUGCAAGAGAUCAUUUCGGUCUACCCACUUCUGAACCCAAGCCAGCUCACAGCUCCAACGAGCAACCGCGUUUGCAAUGCUCUUGCACUCUUACAAUGCGUGGCAAGUCAUAACGAGACUCGAGGCCUUUUCUUGAAUGCUCACAUCCCCUUGUUCUUAUACCCCUUUCUCAACACCACGUCUAAAUCACGUCCGUUUGAGUACCUUCGUUUGACCUCUCUCGGAGUAAUCGGCGCGUUGGUCAAGAACGAACCGUCAUCGGGUGGCGCGAUCAAUCCCAACGGAUCGUCUGCUCACGGGCCAGGCAACAACUCCUCCCCCACCAUCACCUUUCUUCUGACCACGGAAAUCAUUCCCUUGUGUCUGCGAAUCAUGGAGACUGGGAGUGAGCUUUCCAAGACGGUUGCCAUCUUCAUUGUACAAAAGAUUCUACUCGACGACACGGGGCUGGGAUACAUCUGUGCCACGUACGAACGCUUCUAUGCUGUCGGCACCGUCCUCAGCAACAUGGUGAUUGGGUUGGUCGAGACACAAACAGUGCGUCUCCUGAAACACGUGGUUCGAUGCUUUCUCAGGUUGAGCGACAACAAUCGUGCUCGCCAGGCUCUUCGACAGUGCCUGCCAGAACCACUUCGAGACGCCACUUUCUCUAAUGUGCUCCGUGACGACGCAGCGACCAAGCGAUGCCUGGCACAGUUGCUCAUCAACCUGAGCGACACGGUUUCGGAUUCACAAAACGACCAAUUCGCUGACUAGGAGGACGCGAACCCUUGAACCCGACCUCUACGCUCCCGCGCUCGGCACGUGAACGAGGAGGAUAACAGUGAUACCCGACACUAUACUGACGAGAUUUCCCAAAACUCAUGCAUUGCGACGGAGACAGACAUUACGAUCAGGAAUACUGAAUUGAAUUGAGCAAGGAAAGAUUUGGAGUACUUGACUUGGACGAGAUGUGUACAUUCUUUAACGGCCACGACGCCUGCUGUGCUAGGUGACAACCACGUAGCGCUUAUACCCCAAGAACCGAAGAGUCAUGACGGAGGAGGGACUGCGAUUGUGUGAUCAGGCCCUGCACCAGGGGACCAGGUUGCCGGCUUAUCUUUUCAUUUUUGCUUCUCAUCAACAACUCAAAAACAUCACACAUGUAUCAGCAAUUGGGUGGCAGCACGGCGAUGGACGAUGGACAGAAAGGGCGAGAAGCCUUUCAGGCGUGGUUUCACUUGGCAAUGGGAUUUGCCGGGUUUAUUGACUCGGUUUGAAACGUGGGUGAGAGGAUCUUGCACAAUUUGCCCAGGGCUGAGGAUUUGGCGUGGACAGGACAAUGCUUGACGCAGACCAGGUUCACCAAGAGGGUCAUUUUGCAUACCUGAGUCCUCAGGCGAGGAUUCACAAGUCCAAACUUGAGGGACACAGGAGUAGAGGGACAAGCGGAGGUGCGAGUCAAAAGUAGUGUGCCCGCGAGUGAUACGAUAGUACGCGUGCCAUCAUCAUGGCAUGUUACAGAUACGCGGCAAAUGAGGGGCACCGACAGAUAGGACUUUCUCGUGAUUGUACAGUCUACGUAACUAGGUUGAAGCGAAUGAUGUAUUAAAUAGGUGUCUA
Exophiala mesophila is the source of this 2536-nucleotide messenger RNA. RefSeq names its product cell differentiation protein rcd1. The coding region runs from base 443 to 1690 and encodes 415 amino acids. The transcript is spliced from 3 exons. Gene Ontology annotation, biological process: negative regulation of translation; mRNA catabolic process. The record is from RefSeq and is a predicted model, not a curated record. Gene Ontology annotation, cellular component: CCR4-NOT complex; CCR4-NOT core complex; P-body. Lineage: Eukaryota; Fungi; Ascomycota; Eurotiomycetes; Chaetothyriales; Herpotrichiellaceae.